AUGUUCCGCUCCCUGCCCCUCCUCCGUGCGGCCCGCCCCGCCCUCACAGCACCCGCCCUCCGCGCCCUCCGCCCCCAGCCCGCCUUCAAGCCCGCCCUCGCCCUCCGCCCCUACUCUGCCGCCGCCGGCCUCAGUAAGGAGGACAUCACAAAGCGGGUCUUGGAGGUCUUGCAGGACUUUGAGAAGGUGGACGCUACCAAGCUCACAAACAACGCCGCCUUCACCACCGAUCUCGGUCUCGACUCUCUUGACGCUGUCGAGGUCGUCAUGGCCAUUGAAGAGGAGUUUGCUAUCGAGAUUCCCGAUGCCGAGGCCGAUGAGAUCACCACUGUGCAGAAGGGUAAGUCAAUUCUCCACUUGCUGGUUUGA
Cryptococcus wingfieldii CBS 7118 is the source of this 369-nucleotide messenger RNA. Its product is annotated as acyl carrier protein. The record is from RefSeq and is a predicted model, not a curated record. Lineage: Eukaryota; Fungi; Basidiomycota; Tremellomycetes; Tremellales; Cryptococcaceae. The coding region runs from base 1 to 369 and encodes 122 amino acids. Gene Ontology annotation, molecular function: acyl binding; acyl carrier activity. The transcript is spliced from 2 exons. Gene Ontology annotation, cellular component: mitochondrion. Gene Ontology annotation, biological process: fatty acid biosynthetic process.